Molecule: messenger RNA, 420 nt
Organism: Penicillium brevicompactum
Lineage: Eukaryota; Fungi; Ascomycota; Eurotiomycetes; Eurotiales; Aspergillaceae
Exons: 1
Coding region: 1-420 (139 amino acids)
Source: RefSeq, a predicted model, not a curated record
AUGCCAACCAAAGUUUCUAUCCUUAUCUUCGUUGGUGAUCCUCUCGAUUACACAAAAUAUCGCCAUACAGCUCUCUUUUUUGAGUUUCCCAGUGGAUCUACAUGUGCAAUGCACAUCGAGGGAGGACCUGGGUUCUUCGAGUUCCAGCCAAUGGACAAUUACCAGCCCGACCAAAGUCGUAGGCUCGCCGAAAGAGUCAUGGUAGCGGAACUUCAUGAUUCAAUCAGUGAGAUCUCGAUCAAAGGGGUUGUUUCAAGGACCCCAGUGAAGAAUGGACGUGGAGACGUGGAUUGGAACUGCCAAAAUUGGGUGGGGGACGCUCUCACCCGGAUGGUGAAUAAUGGACUUUUGAAUGCGUCUCAACGAGCAUCAGCCAUUGACAAAAUGACUGAUGCGUGCUUGGAAGCCGGAGAUGAGUAA